AUGUGCUUUCUUUCAGCAAAUCAAACCAAACUGUCUUUCUUUCUUUCUUUCUUUCUUGGUCAAAAUGGUAGCUUUCAUUCUUUCUUUCAAGGUUUUUCUUUCUUUCUUUCUUAUUUCUUUUUUCUUUCCUUUAGUAGGGCUUUUUUGCUUUCUUUAGACCGACUUUUUUUCUUUCCUUUUUUUUUCUUUGGUUUCUUUAUUUUACCACUGCUUUUCUUUCAGUCCUUCAUUUUAUUUUUCUUUCUUUCUUUCUUUUUCUUUCACAUUCUUUCUUUUCUUUCUUUCACCUUUCUUUCUUUUCACUUUCAAUUCUUUCUUUCGGCAGUGUUUAUUUUUCUUUUCUUUCUUUCUUUCUUUACUUCAACGUUUAUUUUUCUUUCUUUUUUCUUUUUUUCUUUCUUUCGUUCUUUCUUUUGUUUUUUCACCUUGAUUUUUCUUUCUUUCUUUCUUUCUUUAUUUUUCUUUCUUUCUUUUUUCCUUCACCUUACCUUUCUUUCUUUCUUUCUUUCACCACGACGCUUUUCUUUCUGCCUUAAAAUUUCAUUCUUUUUUCUUUCCUUUUCUUUCUUUCUCUUUUCUUUCUUUUCUUUCUUUCUUUCUUUCUUUCUCUGA
Molecule: messenger RNA, 612 nt
Organism: Acanthosepion pharaonis
Lineage: Eukaryota; Metazoa; Mollusca; Cephalopoda; Sepiida; Sepiidae
Source: the annotation of a GenBank genome assembly